Aedes albopictus (Asian tiger mosquito) is the source of this 934-nucleotide messenger RNA. Its product is annotated as serine protease SP24D-like. Lineage: Eukaryota; Metazoa; Arthropoda; Insecta; Diptera; Culicidae. The record is from RefSeq and is a predicted model, not a curated record. Gene Ontology annotation, molecular function: serine-type endopeptidase activity. Gene Ontology annotation, biological process: proteolysis. The transcript has 2 exons. The coding region runs from base 48 to 800 and encodes 250 amino acids.
AUCUGUUCAAUCCACAACUCACAGUAGCACAUCUCCUCGAAAGAACAAUGAGAACCUUGAUACUCGUCUCGGUGGCUCUUGCCACCACCAUAGUAACUUUAUCGAUGGCAAUGCCACCAGGCGAAAAAAUCGUUGGAGGUCAGUUCGCCGAACCGCAUCAGUUUCCCUACCAGAUAGCGUUGUUCUUCCAGGGCCGCUUCCAUUGUGGCGGAUCCACCAUCGAUCGCAAGUGGGUACUCACAGCUGCCCAUUGCGUCCUGAAUAUGAAUGUUCCGCUUCCAGCAGAGGAUAUGACCGUGUACGCUGGAUCAGCUAGCUUGGAGGAAGGAGGGCAAGUGUUCAAGAUAGCGAAAGCUUUUGCCCAUGAAAAUUACGGGGACAGCAAAAAUGACAUUGCUUUGCUGCUGCUGGAUGGACAGUUCAAGUUCGAUGACACCGUUAAUAAAAUUGACCUGUUUAGUGGAGAGUUGAAACAUGGAGAUACAGUUGUAAUCUCUGGCUAUGGACGCGAAGGAACGGAAUUGCCCGCAUCGAAACACCUGAAAUACAACUCGAUGUCCGUUCAGGAUGAUGAGGUUUGUCAAUUUUUGAUGGCUCAAACCGGGCCGGGAUUAAUCUGCCUGAAUAAUGAGCCUGAUAACGGAGCCUGUAUGGGAGAUUCCGGUGGUCCAGCGGUGUUCCAGAAUAAACUGGUGGGAGUGGCCAACUUUGUACUGAACGAAUGCGGCACCAUCUAUCCGGACGGGUACGCCAAGGUUGCCUUCUACCGCGACUGGAUCGAUGGAGUGAUGAAGCAGUAAAGAUACGGAAAGCGCCAAUAUAACGUUUAUGUGCACCGCCUUUAUGGGGCUUCACCAUUAUUGUUGGAAACACUUGAAAAUGGAUGGCAAUAAAGUGUUACCACGUUGCAACAAGUGGUGCGACUAUAAUGAAA